AGAGCGCGCGCAGCGUCCAUCUGCCUGUCUCGCGGCGAGGAAUCUUCCCGGCCGCUCGCUUCGAAGCAGCCCAGCCGUUCCCUUGGAAGCAGGCGCCCCCGGGGCUCGUGAUUGGCGGCCUCCGCAUGGAGCUUUCGGCCGCCUCUCCCCGGAGCCCCGAGGCGUAGCAGCCGCCUGCUCCUCCCUCUCUGCCUCCCGCCCGUCCGCCCUCAGCCCCGCACCGAAGUUUGGGAAGCGUCGGGGAAAGUUUGUUUCGCCGCGCUCCGGGCAGGAAAAGCAGCCGCCGCUGUCGCCAGCAUCAUGGCGAGCAGGCCAGCCGGGUCAGAGGAGGCCGCCCGACCAGCUCCCUGCUCCUCCGGCGGCUCGGUUCUUCCCCGGAGAAGGGACGGCGGCGUACAGCGGCCCCUGUGGAUCGUCUGCAUGGCACUUUUUUGGAGGCUCGGUGCCGCCGACUCGGAGUUUUCCAUUCUCGACGAAGCGCAAGUUUUGGCUAUUCAGAUGAGAAAACUAGCCGCGGAGGAGUUGGGUGUCGUUACUAUGCAGCGGAUAUUCAACUCCUUUGUGUACACAGAAAAAAUCUCAAACGGAGAAAGUGAAGUUCAACAGCUAGCCAAAAAAAUUCGGGAAAAGUUUAACCGUUACUUGGAUGUGGUAAAUCGAAACAAGCAUGUAGUGGAAGCUUCAUACACUGCUCAUUUGACAUCUCCUCUUACAGCAAUUCAGGACUGUUGCACCAUUCCACCAUCUAUGAUGGAGUUUGAUGGCAAUUUUAACACUAACGUGUCUAGAACCAUUAGCUGUGAUAGAUUGUCCACCACCGUGAAUAGCAGAGCAUUCAAUCCUGGGCGUGAUUUAAAUUCCGUCCUUGCUGACAAUUUGAAAUCAAACCCUGGAAUCAAAUGGCAGUACUUUAGUUCAGAAGAAGGUAUUUUUACUGUGUUUCCAGCUCACAAAUUCCGAUGUAAAGGCAAUUAUGAACAUCGCAGCAGGCCUGUCUACGUCUCUACAGUUAGGCCUCAGUCUAAGCACGUAGCUGUCAUUAUAGAUCAUGGAGCUUCAGUUACAGAAACACAACUGCAGAUUGCUAAAGAUGCAGCCCUGGUUAUUCUGAACUCAAUAGAUGAACAUGAUAAGAUUUCUGUGUUAACUGUGGCAGACACAGUAAGAACUUGUUCUUUGGAUCAGUGCUACAAGACAUUUCUGUCUCCUGCUACCAGUGAGACAAAAAGGAAAAUGUCCACCUUUGUUAGCAAUAUCAAAUCAUCUGACAGCCCUACCCAGCAUGCAGCAGGCUUUCAGAAAGCAUUUCAGUUGAUGCGAAAUACAAACACUAGCAGUAAACUUCAAGCAAAUACAGAUACAGUCAUAAUUUACUUAUCAGCUGGAAUAACAUCAAGGGAUUCAUCUGAAGAUAGUAAAAAAACUACUCUUCGUGUCAUCAAUGAAGAAAAUAGUUUGCUUAACAACUCUGUAAUGAUCCUUACUUAUGCUCUCAUGAAUGAGGGUGUGACAGGCUUAAAAGAAUUAGCCUUUCUUCGAGAUCUUGCAGAACAAAAUUCAGCGAAGUAUGGAGUCCCAGAUCGAACAGCUUUUCCUGUAACUAAGGGCAGUAUGAUGGUCCUGAAUCAGCUGAGCAAUUUGGAAACAACUGUUGGACGGUUUUAUACAAAUCUCCCAAACCAUAUGAUUGAUGAAGCAGUCUUCAGUUUGCCCUUCUCUGAUGAAAUGGGAGAUGGUCUGAUAAUGACUGUCAGCAAACCAUGUUACUUUGGAAAUCUGUUGUUAGGAAUUGUUGGAGUGGAUGUUAAUCUAGCCUAUAUUUUGGAAGAUGUAACCUAUUACCAAGAUUCUUUGGCUUCCUACACAUUUCUGAUUGAUGAUAAAGGGUAUACGCUUAUGCACCCCUCUCUUACCAGACCCUACUUGCUUUCUGAACCACCGCUUCACACAGAUAUAAUACAUUAUGAGAAUAUUCCAAAAUUUGAACUGGUUCGACAGAAUAUCCUCAGCCUCCCCCUCGGCAGUCAACUUAUUACAGUCCCUGUGAAUUCGUCACUGUCUUGGCAUGUCAACAAAUUGCGUGAAAUUGGGAAAGAUGCCUACAAUGUGAGUUAUGCCUGGAAAAUGGUUCAAGACACUUCUUUCAUUUUGUGUAUAGUUGUAAUACAACCAGAAAUACCGGUUAGACAACUUAAAAACCUCAACACUGUACCCAGUAGUAAACUCCUUUAUCAUCGUCUGGAUCUCUUGGGCCAGCCUAAUGCUUGUCUGCAUUUCAAACAACUUGCAACCUUAGAAAGCCCUACAGUGAUGUUGUCUGCAGGUGGUUUUUCGUCUCCGUAUGAACAUCUAAGCCAGCCUGAGACCAAGAGGAUGGUGGAACACUAUACAGCAUAUCUGAGUGACAACACCCGCCUCAUUGCCAACCCUGGGCUGAAAUUCUCUGUCAGAAAUGAAGUAAUGGCUACCAGUCACGUCACAGAUGAAUGGAUGACACAAAUGGAAAUGAGUAGCUUGAACAGUUACAUUGUCCGCCGUUACAUAGCAACGCCCAAUGGGGUGCUCAGAAUUUAUCCUGGUUCCCUCAUGGACAAAGCAUUUGAUCCCACUAGGAGACAAUGGUACCUCCAUGCAGUGGCCAAUCCAGGAUUAAUUACUUUAACUGGGCCAUAUUUAGAUGUUGGCGGAGCAGGCUAUGUGGUUACCAUCAGUCAUACUGUCCAUUCCUCAAGCUCACAGAUGUCUUCUGGCCAUUCUGUUGCAGUGAUGGGCAUUGAUUUUACUCUGCGGUAUUUCUAUAAAGUACUAAUGGACCUGUUACCAGUUUGUAAUCAAGACGGAGGCAAUAAAAUAAGGUGCUUUAUUAUGGAAGACAGAGGGUAUCUUGUGGCACAUCCAACUCUUAUUGAUCCUAAAGGCCAUGCUCCAGUAGAACAACAACAUAUUACACACAAGGAACCUCUUGUGGCAAAUGAUAUCCUAAAUCAUCCAAACUUUGUGAAGAAAAAUUUGUGUAACAGUUUCAGUGACAGAACCGUCCAGAGAUUUUAUAAAUUUAAUACUAGCCUUACGGGUGAUCUGACAAAUCUUGUGCACGGCAGCCACUGUUCUAAAUACAAGCUGACAAGAAUACCUGGAACCAAUGCCUUUGUUGGAAUAGUAAAUGAAACCUGUGACUCACUUGCUUUCUGUGCCUGCAGUAUGGUAGACAGGCUCUGUCUGAACUGUCACAGAAUGGAACAGAAUGAAUGUGAAUGUCCUUGUGAGUGCCCUUUAGAAGUCAAUGAAUGUACAGGCAACCUUACCAAUGCAGAAAACAGGAACCCUAGUUGUGAAGUGCAUCAGGAACCUCUGACUUUUAUUGCUGUGGAUUCCAGCCUACAGGAUGCUCUUCCUCAGUGUAUCAAUACACAGUGUAAUCAAAGAAUGGAGAGUGGAGAUUGUUUUGGUGUCUUAGACUGUGAGUGGUGCAUGGUGGACAGUGAUGGAAAGACUCACCUUGAUAAAUCCUAUUGUGCUCUUCAGAAGGAAUGCUUUGGGGGUAUUGUGGGUGCCAAAAGCCCCUAUACGGAUGACAUGGGAUCCAUUGGAGAUGAAGUGAUAACUUUGAAUAUGAUAAAAAGCGCUCCAGUUGGUCCCGUAGCAGGAGGUAUUAUGGGAUGCAUAAUGGUGUUGGUUCUCGCAGUCUACGCCUAUCGUCAUCAGAUCCAUCGCCGAAGUCAUCAGCAUAUGUCUCCACUUGCAGCCCAAGAAAUGUCAGUCCGCAUGUCCAACCUGGAGAAUGAGAGAGAUGAAAGGGAUGAGGACAGUCAUGAAGACAGAGGAAUCAUCAGUAACACUCGGUUUAUAGCAGCAGUUAUUGAGCGACACGCCCAUAGUCCUGAACGCAGACGCCGUUAUUGGGGACGAUCAGGGACAGAAAGUGAUCAUGGCUACAGUACUAUGAGUCCUCAGGAAGACAGCGAAAACCCUCCCUGCAAUAAUGACCCAUUAUCAGCUGGCGUAGAUGUGGGAAAUCAUGAUGAAGAUUUAGACCUGGAGACUCCCCCUCAGACUGCUGCCCUUUUGAGUCACAAAUUCCACCACUACAGGUUGCACCAUCCCGCCCCCCAUCAUAGUCAUCACUUACAGGCUGCAGUGACGGUACACACGGUAGAUGCAGAGUGCUAAUGACCUUGAACUCGGGGGAAGAAUUGCAUCUCAUGACACAGGCAGCAGGAGCCCAACUCAUGUCCAUCCUUGGUGCCAGGCAUUGGUUUUGGUGACUAUCACAAGACUCAUUUCAGACGCAGACGUUCUCUUUCUAUAACAUAAAGCUGGCCCAGGAAUGGAGAAGUUAAGGUGAUGAAUGAACCUGCCAUAACACUCGGUAAAAUGGAAUAGUAGGAAUAUUUGAUCUCCAAGCACAAGAAGAAAGAUUUACACAAUAAAAUGAGCGUUUUGAACUCUUGUUAAUCUGAGCCAAGAAAAGAGUUAGCUUGGAUGAAGGCGAAGAAGCUUUUGCUUUCCUUAAUGGGAAGAACAGAAAUUGCAGCCAGAGACAAAGAAGGUGCUGGAUCUAAAAAUAGCCAUUGCCACAAGGUUUUCAUUUGUGUGGGCUCCUUUUUUUUUUAAAAAAAAAGUUCAUUGCUCUUACAAAUUAUUGUAUAGGCUCUAGGACAAUGCAUCUGGAGAUUUUUAAAUAAAGGAUUAUUUUUGUACUAUUUAUUGAACUCAAAACACUCAUGAACUCUGAGAGAAAGGAAAGAGAGGGAAUAAAGGCAUCACAGACUUUUCCGUGAAUACAGCCUAAAGUUUUAUUUGUGUUGGUGACGCUGUGGUUCUUAAGAGACUUGAUAUUCAACCCCCCCUUCUGCACCAUGCUAUAAAGGGAAAAUGAAGAAAUUGUGUGCUGAUUUGUUUACAUAAUUAAAGAUUCGUUUCCAUGGUCAUUUUGUACACUAUAAACAUGGCUUGUUGUGUUUAUAUAUGUAAUAUCACCCUUCUCCACAAUUUAUAUAUAUCACUAAAAUUGUGUAGAAAUGUGAUACCAAGUCUAAGCCUCCUAUGAGCAUUGAAGAAUCCUAUUCUUCUCUUGUUCUCCCAUCUUACUAAUCUUCCAACUUGGGGGCAAAAUUCCAUUUAAUAUAGUAACAAAGCGCUCAGUGGCAUUCAUGAUUGACAAAUUGAAAAUGCUGAUUGUUUCCAUUUUACACAAUGGAAAAUGUUCAGACUGUAAUGAUAAAAACUCUGCCAUUUAUCUGGCGUUUAACACUGUUUUAGUUCUUCAUUGGAGAUUCAUAACAUCUGACUUGAUGACACAUGGACCAUAUAAUUUUAAGCUAGUUUUAAUUUGCCGUGUUUUGUUUUAAAGUGACUAAAAUAUUAUGGGCACAUCUUUGCACUGUGCAUAUGAUAAACAUUCAUCUAUAUGUAGUUUUUAAAAAGGUAUCUGAAUAUUGCUUUAAUAAUAGGGUACUUAAUAGUUAUGUAAACGGUUUUUAACAGUAUGGUAAAGUAUGUGUGUGCUAUCAUGAUGCCCUUUAUACUAUGUAUAAAAUCACAAUUUCUAGUGGAAUAAAAUUAUGUAAAGUA
Ahaetulla prasina is the source of this 5574-nucleotide messenger RNA. It is a transcript of the gene CACHD1, whose product is annotated as cache domain containing 1. The coding region runs from base 301 to 4170 and encodes 1289 amino acids. The transcript is spliced from 27 exons. Gene Ontology annotation, molecular function: voltage-gated calcium channel activity. Gene Ontology annotation, cellular component: voltage-gated calcium channel complex. The record is from RefSeq and is a predicted model, not a curated record. Lineage: Eukaryota; Metazoa; Chordata; Lepidosauria; Squamata; Colubridae.